Molecule: messenger RNA, 7126 nt
Organism: Neomonachus schauinslandi (Hawaiian monk seal)
Lineage: Eukaryota; Metazoa; Chordata; Mammalia; Carnivora; Phocidae
Gene: LIMK2
Product: LIM domain kinase 2
Exons: 15
Coding region: 374-2227 (617 amino acids)
Biological process (GO): actin cytoskeleton organization; protein phosphorylation
Cellular component (GO): nucleus; cytoplasm
Molecular function (GO): protein binding; ATP binding; protein serine/threonine kinase activity
Source: RefSeq, a predicted model, not a curated record
AGAAGGCUAACUUGACAGCAGCGCUUCUUUCUUAGCUAGUCACCGGCCCCGGCCCAAGAAGCCCUGUGUGUGUGUGUGUGUGGCCUGUGCAGAGAGGUGUUUCUCCUGGAAUCCCGAGGGUCCAUCGGAGCUUCCGAGAACUGGGGAGGAGCCAUCCCAGCCAUGACCCCCUGCGGGAAUCUGCCGGGGGGCAAGUGGCCGGGAGUCCUCACGCCCCUCCGGCUUCUCCGGAGGGAGAGGUGAGCCCUGGGCAGCCCGCCCACAGCCAGAGGUGCCGGGAGCCCUGGGCCUGUCAUGGUGGCCGUCCGCAGCCAGCCUGAGGCACUCCCAGACAGGUUUGCAGCUGAGCUUGUUUAUCUGGUGUGGGAAGAAGAUGGGGAGUUACUUGUCCGUCCCGGCUUACUUCACCUCCAGAGACCCCUUUCGGUGUUCAGAAUGCCAGGAUUCCCUCACCAACUGGUACUAUGAGAAGGAUGGGAAGCUUUACUGCCACAAGGACUACUGGGGGAAGUUUGGAGAGUUCUGCCAUGGGUGCUCUCUGCUGAUGACAGGGCCUGUCAUGGUGGCCGGGGAGUUCAAGUACCACCCAGAGUGCUUUGCCUGUAUGAGCUGCAAGGUGAUCAUUGAAGAUGGGGAUGCAUAUGCCCUGGUGCAGCACUCCACCCUCUACUGUGGGAAGUGCCAUAAUGAGGUGGUGUUGGCACCCAUGUUUGAGAGGCUCUCCACGGAGUCUGUUCAGGACCAGCUGCCCUACUCCGUCACACACAUCUCCAUGCCAGCCACCACCGAGGGCAGACGGGGCUUCUCCGUGUCCGUGGAAAGUGCCUGCUCCAACUAUGCCACCACUGUGCAAGUAAAAGAGGUCAACCGGAUGCACAUCAGUCCCAGCAACCGCAACGCCAUCCACCCCGGGGAUCGCAUCCUGGAGAUCAAUGGGAUCCCCGUCCGCACACUCCGAGUGGAAGAGGUAGAGGAUGCAAUUAACCAGACAAGCCAGACGCUUCAGCUCUUGAUUGAACAUGAUCCUGUCUCCCAGCGCCUGGACCAGCUGCGGCUGGAUGCACGACUCUCCCCCCACAUGCAGAAUGCCGGACACUCCCAUACCCUCAGCACCCUGGACACCAAGGAGAAUCUGGAAGGGACACUAAGGAGACGCUCCCUGAGGCGCAGUAACAGCAUCUCCAAGUCCCCUGGCCCCAGCUCCCCAAAGGAGCCCCUGCUCUUUAGUCGUGACAUCAGCCGCUCAGAAUCGCUUCGCUGUUCCAGCAGCAAUUCACAGCAGAUCUUCCGACCAUGUGACCUGAUCCACGGGGAGGUCCUGGGGAAGGGCUUCUUUGGGCAGGCCAUCAAGGUAACACACAAAGCCACUGGCAAAGUGAUGGUCAUGAAGGAGUUAAUUCGGUGUGAUGAGGAAACACAGAAGACUUUUCUGACUGAGGUGAAGGUGAUGCGCAGCCUGGACCACCCCAAUGUGCUGAAGUUCAUUGGUGUGCUAUACAAGGACAAGAAGCUGAACCUGUUGACAGAGUACAUUGAGGGGGGCACGCUGAAGGACUUUCUGCGCAGUGUGGACCCGUUUCCCUGGCAGCAGAAGGUCAGAUUUGCCAAAGGCAUCGCCUCUGGAAUGGCCUAUUUGCACUCCAUGUGCAUCAUCCACCGGGAUCUGAACUCACACAACUGCCUUAUCAAGCUGGACAAGACUGUGGUGGUGGCAGACUUUGGGCUGUCACGGCUUAUAGUUGAGGAGAGGAAAAAGCCCCCAGUGGAGAAGGCUACCACCAAGAAACGCACCUUGCGUAAGAAUGACCGCAAGAAGCGCUAUACAGUGGUGGGAAACCCCUACUGGAUGGCCCCUGAGAUGCUGAACGGAAAGAGCUACGAUGAGACGGUGGAUGUCUUCUCUUUUGGGAUCGUUCUCUGCGAGAUCAUCGGGCAGGUGUAUGCAGAUCCUGACUGCCUGCCCCGAACACUGGACUUUGGCCUCAACGUGAAGCUUUUCUGGGAAAAGUUUGUCCCCACAGACUGCCCCCCAGCCUUCUUUCCCCUGGCAGCUAUCUGCUGCAAACUGGAGCCCGAGAGCAGACCAGCAUUCUCAAAACUGGAGGACUCGUUUGAGGCUCUCUCCCUGUACCUGGGGGAACUGGGCAUCCCACUGCCUGCGGAGCUGGAAGAGCUGGACCACAAUGUGAGCAUGCAGUACGGCCUGACCCGGGACUCACCCCCCUAGCCCUGGCCCAGCCCCCUGCGGGGGGGCGUUCUGCAUCCACCAUUGCCCCCUCUGUGCGCCAUCCCUGCUGUGGGCAGGGCCGUCCGGGCUUCCUGUGAUUGGCAGCUUGUUUAGAAACAGAACAAGCCAUCCCUACUACCUCCCCAGGAGGCGAGCGGGCGCAGCACCAGGGAAACACAUCAAGGUUUGGGGGUCUGGUUACUGUCUGUAGAUCCAACACUCGCCUGAAAGCUGUGAAGAAAAAAAAAGAAAAAAAAAAAAGCCUGGCCCACGGGCCAGGAGGAAUCUGUUACUCGUGACCACUUGGGACCUCCCUGGCAUUGGGAUUCCAGGAGGCUCUUGCUUAUACUAAUGAGCAUGACCUGGACCUGCUGGGCAGGAUUCCAGGGUGAACCUGCCUGUGGGCUCUGAAGUCUGUAGUCCAGCUGGGUACAGGAGGACUUCCAAGUGGGAGUGUGGAUGAAAGACUGGUGGCCAGGCGGCUAUCCAAGGAUGUGAAGUGACAGUGGUGCUACCCACCCCUCUACUCUGUGUUCCACCCUCCUCUGGGGCAGGGGUUGAGGGAGCAAGUUUUGAAGAGUCCCUUAGUUUGUGGUGGAACUGGCCAGGAGUUAGGGGAAGGGCUAGUUUGCUCAUCUACCAGGCCUAGGGGCCACAUCAGUGUGAGGGGGAGCUUCCACCUCAUGUUCUCAAACUGUACUGCUAGAGGCUCGCUGAGAGCUCCUGGGCCUCUCUACCUGCAACAAGCACUCACCCACAAAUGCAGCAAGAGGCUGGGGCCUGGAAAGAAAGGGGCCCCGCCCUCUAGAAAGCCCGUAUCCUGGCUGCUGUCACGCAUACCCUGGUGGGCACCUCAGUCAGAAGCCCAAGACAUUUAGCUUAGUGCUAGAUAGGUUCUGGAGGAUUGUGUGGCUUGCCGCAGGCCCAGCGUAUGAGCCAAGAGAGUGGGAAUCUCAGCAGUCUCUUGGCCUUUCCCUUGUGGCAGCCAUUGCUCACCCUUCACCAUGCCUGGUCCAAGUAGCAACUUGGGCAGGACGAGGUGGUGGCAGAGUCCUGGAGCUGGGAUGCUGGGGAAGACUGCUCCCUGAGCUGGGCUUUCUGGCUUCUACCUCCCUUGUUGGUUGGCCCAGCUCAGUAGCUCCUUGUAGCUCCUGGCUGCAGCUUCCUGACAGCUAUGGGCACUGAAAAGCGCUGGAGGCACCCUCUACAUUGGCUCCCAGAACUCCAGGGACCCUUCAACACAACAAAAUUAGCCUCCUCCUAUGUGUCUGUGAGCUUGCACCGUAUUUAACAAAUUGGGAAUGGGUUUGGGAUACUACUGCAAUGUGUGGUGGUUGUGUUUUUUUGGGGGGGUGGGGGGAGGUAGUAGAGGAGUGAUCCAGGCGAGUGGUUGAUGUUAAUACUGUUUUGUUGCUGUAUCUGUUGGGUGAUAUGUGAAAUACUGUACAUAGGCCUGAUAAGUUGUGGGAUUAGAUGUCCUCUCUGGACAGAGUUUACCUGCUAUAUAGACCAUACUUACAUGUGGAGUGUGCAAGCUUGCUGUAGGGUUGAGCCCUGGCUCUGAGCAACCCUAAGUCAGAAUUUUGUGGCUGGUUGUGCCUCAGCUGUCCCCAGCAAGCAUGGGAGUGGUGGGCCCUGGUGGGCCAUUGAGUAGACCAAAUAAAUUAAGCAGUUAACAUAAGUGAUGUUACUGAGAAUAAAAAAUUGACUUGGGGCCUGACUCAGCAGGAGGAGGAUACAUGGGGGUUCUGCUGGCCAACUUUCAGGAGCCUGCUCCAUGACUCCCCACAGCAGGGGACUACUCAUGCCCCGCCCCACCCCCAACUCUAAUUCCCUCUUAUAUAGACACCAGUCUGCUCCAGGGAACAAGUGCUUCCCACCUGAGGCAACCCAGUCCUUGAAGCAGGUCUGACUGUCGUGUGGGCCCAGUCCUUCCUUUGGGGCCAUACACUUCCACCCUCUGAUGCACGUACAUUCCUGUAAGCCUGGAUAUCCUCCCUGCAGAGCCGGGUGCCACCUUCAUAAAGGGAAGAAAUGAAUGCAAGUCACCUCCACCCCUUGUGUUUUUCUUCAAGUGCUUGAGAGAAGACCUGGCCUUGCUUGGCCAUCUCCCCACAUGGGAGAUGUGGGGCACUGGACAGGAUGAUAUCUGGCUAGUGGGAUCCUGGGCACAGUAUAAAUCCGUAUACCCGAAGGUGAUUUCGCCCAAAGCUCAGGGAGUUCAAUUUAAGGACAGAAUCUGGUUCUUGGCAAAACUGGUAAGCCAGGGUACCCCUUGUUUGUAGAACUACAGAGCAAUGUCUAGGCAUGGGCAGAGAUCACCCUGGGUGUUCCUAGAGGCAGAGAACGUGUUGCUGAAAUCUCAUGCUGAAAAAGUCCAACAACUUCCCAUUGGUAGCUUCUUCUAGAGCCCUAGGGGUCACCCCCACAGGGGCCUUCCUCUACCUAGAGCUGCUCCCUGCAGCCCAAGGACCCACCCUCUCUGCACACCCAUCCCUUCCUUUGGCUGCUGCAGCAGCACCACCACCCAUCACUUCUGUCUCCAGCACCUGCGAAGGGCUGCCUGGAUGUUCAUUUUAACUACCUCCACCUCGGGAAGAAUGCUGAGGGGGAAGAAGAUUUGCAGUGACCAAACUGCCUGUGGGGAGGCCAGCAUACCCAUCUUUCCUACAGUGUCAACCUGAAUGAUUCCUAGUGAAGACAGAAGGCAGGGGCAGCAGCUACCCACCAGUUGUUGCCGCCUCCCAGUUACAGGGCCAGGGUUAAUGACAGAAAGCCAGCGCUUGCCACACAGGUGUGGACAAGGUAACCAAAAACCAAUCAACUUAGGGGAGGAGUGUCCUGGCACCCCAUAAAAACUUGGCAAUACAGAGUUUUGGGUUUUUUGUUUUUUGUUUUUUUAAUUUAUACAAGUCAAAUGCAGAGCAAUUUCCUGCACUUUAUAUGCAGGUAUCAGAAUGAGGUAUAUAAAACAUGUACACAGAGAAAUGCUUUUAUAGAAAAGUAGAAACCAGUAAUGUACUGUUCUUCAGUAUCACUAACACCAGGGGACCCAUGAAGCCUAGGUCCCCUCAGUAAACCACUCCCAGGAAUAGUCUGCUGAAGAGAAUGGGCCCUACUGACCCCCCCCCUCUCCCAUGUGGGACAGUGGAAGGGCUUUGGGAAGGAAGCUCUGGAUAGGGAGCACUGCUAAGGCCUCCAAGUGUGACAUCAGGGCUUGGAGGCCCUGCUGAGCCAUUGGCUCAGUGUGGCACAGUGCUGUGGAGAAAUGUUACUCUCCUCUUGGCCAUGCCAGUAGCUUGCUGUAUGACCUUGGGCAUCACUUUCCCCCUGUGGGCCCCUGUGUCCAAAAGGCUUGAGGAACCCUAAGGUCCCUUCCAAUGGUUGAUUGUUUUACAAGUUAGGGGUGCACUGGCCUGGAGGCCACAGAGCCACCUGCAAACUCAAGCCCUGAAGCACUUUAUUACCUUGACUCUGAGCUAAGUUUCUGAGUUAACCUCUCAGAAGCAGCUCACAAGGCCCCACAGUGUAAUUCCCGUAGGUUAGUUGGCUCUUGUCUUACCCCUGAAAAACAAAAAGAGGUCAUUGUCCACCCUGAACAGAGACUGUCUAGGGUACCCCAGGCCUCCCUCAGGUCCUGUGGCCUAAAGCGGCUGCGGAUCCUUCUCUACCCUCUUCCCAAGUGGAAUGUUCAGUGCGAUUCUUCCUUUCCUUUUGAAAUAGGAAGAGUCCCUGGGCCCCGGGCCAGCCCAUGGUUAUCAAGGCACAUCACCGCCAGCAAGCUGGAGCACCCCCAGGAGCCCCUAGCCUAGAUCCCAUUCUCAACCCACAGUUUUGACUUUUGUACGAACUCAUUUCUGGUUCUCAGAGGUCAGUAGGGAGUUCCAUCCCAACUAUUUUAAAAACUGUAUUUUUUAAAUACUGCCUCUUGACCGCUUGACCUGAACUAUGGAUAACAGUAUGCGCCACUCAAGCCCACAGAGAGCAAACGGAAGGGCGGAGACCGAGGCCAUCUUAGAUAAUAAAGCACAGAGGAGCCUGGGGGAGCUCCUUGUCUGUCCCUGGUUCAGCUCCAGGGCACAGGCAAUGUUUGGAAGCCCUUGUCAGCAGCACUGCCGUGGGGGCUGCCGCUGUCUCCAUCCACAGGCAAAAUCCUGCUCCAGGGGAUGGAGGAGGAGCAUUGGUAGGACCCUACCCAGCCGCGCCCUCAGCACAACACCUGUUUCUGUUUUAGAAUUCACAAAAAAAAAAAAAAAAAAGUUGAGGGAGGGUUUUAACCACAACAAAAAGUGUAGAUCCUCCCAACUGUAGGAGGGUAGGCUGUCCUGCACCAGUAUCUGCAUGGGCUCCUGCCCAUUAUUGGUGGCUCAUGCCCCAGGAGUGCCCGCCUGACCCAUGAGGGGGGUGCUGCCCUCCUGAAGGUCCACUGGAGUCUGGUUGGUGUGGACCACAAUAGUCUUCUCAUCCACGAUCUCACAGGUAGGGUUGGUGAAAGCAGACAAGGGCAGGGUAAUUCGCUGCAUCUCCCUCUCACACACUUGCUGGUCAUGCUGCUCUUUCAGGUCCUUCCCCCUGGCAAGAAAAGAAGGAAGCAUUCAGGCUGUGCCUCCUGCAUGGCUUUGCUCAUUAAAUAGCAUUGCUGCACCCAGGCAGGGGCGAGGGCUAAGCAUGGUCAGAGCGAAUCAGUGGCUGAUGUAUGAGAUUUCCAUUCUGCCAGACUGCCUUAACAAGAAGCUCCUACACCUCUGGUCUCUGCUUCCUCAUCUGUUAAACUAGUGUAUAGUAGCAUGAACCUCACCACAGCUGCAGACAGGCUCAGUGAAGAUAGUGUGACUGAAAGCAAUAUAUGGUUUUGUUCUUUCAGCCACGGGCUCCAAGAGACCCAGAGAACCAUCUCAG